ACCGCCGUCGUACUUUAUUAAAUAAAUGAACCAGUUGUUUAUCGUCUGUGCUUGUGAGUGUACACUCUCUCUUCACAGUCGAAGAUUUAACAGUGACCACGUUGUUAUGCGAAAAUCAUUUACUUGUUCGUCGUGCACAUAAAAAAAUACAAUCAUCAGACGUUGUUGAAUCCAAUAAUAAUAAUAAUAAUAAUAAGGUCUAACCGUUUUUUUUUUUUAUUCAACAGAACCCGAUAAGACACUCGCGAAGACGGAGACGUAUAAAACCGUAAGCGCGUAUAAUAACAUCACUAAAAUGGACCAUUCAGCUACCAGUCAAACUGAGAGUGUGAGCGAAAAAAAUUAUCAGUGCACCGUGUGCGUUAAGUCUUUUUCCAAAAGUAGAAGUCUGUCGGCACACGGACGUGUGCACACCGUUCAGAAACGCUACCAGUGCGACUUGUGCAAGAGGUUGUUCGGCGACAGGUGGCAUUUGAUGAUACACUGUCGUGCGCACUUGACCAAAAAGCAGCACCAAUGCGACAAGUGCGACAAAUCGUACUCUCAAAACAACGCACUGAUUGCACACCAGCGGACGCACACCGGCGAGAGACCGUACCACUGUAGUGCGUGCGGCAAGUCGUUCAACCAGAUCAGCACGCUGGCCGUACACCGGCGGAUACACACCGGCGAGAAACCGUACCAGUGUGACCGGUGCUACAGGUCGUUUUCUCAGAGCAGCGCGCUGGCGACACACCAGCGGACGCACACGGGUGAGAAACCGUAUCAGUGCGACGUGUGCUUCAAGUCGUUCAACCAAAGCGGCUCACUGAUGUCACACCAGCGGACGCACACGGGCGAGAGACCGUACCAAUGCGACGCGUGCUACAAGUCGUUCAGUCAAAUCGGCGCGUUGAUGACGCACCAGAGGACGCACACGGGCGAGAGACCGUACCAAUGCGACGCGUGCUACAAGUCGUUCAAUCAAAACGGUUCACUGAUGGCUCACCGGCGGACGCACGCGGGCCGGAUAUGAGAUCUUACGGAUCUACGAGUGGGAAAUAGUUAAAUUUAGCCUAUCGCAAUACACGAUAUAAUAUCGCUGUUCGCGUGAUCGUUUUGAGUAGCAUUUAGAUUUUUUAAUGGAAAAUUGUAAUUAAACGUCUCUGAAGAAAACACCGUGUCUUUGUUUUUUAUUUUCCAUUUAAA
Molecule: messenger RNA, 1188 nt
Organism: Rhopalosiphum padi (bird cherry-oat aphid)
Lineage: Eukaryota; Metazoa; Arthropoda; Insecta; Hemiptera; Aphididae
Product: zinc finger protein 436-like
Exons: 1
Coding region: 296-1015 (239 amino acids)
Biological process (GO): positive regulation of reciprocal meiotic recombination
Cellular component (GO): nucleus
Molecular function (GO): histone H3K36 methyltransferase activity; recombination hotspot binding; histone H3K4 methyltransferase activity
Source: RefSeq, a predicted model, not a curated record